AUGGCUUUAUACUAUAACCUUGUUUUCGGUAUCCUCGUCUUCGAGAUGAUUUUCUUCACCGUUCUUUCGUUACCAUACCCAAGAAAGAUCAGAAGAACAGUUCUUAUGACUGUUUCUGCCCCAUUUCAAAAUGAACAAUUCCAAAUUGCUCUCAAGUGUGUCUUGGGAUUCAUUUUAGUUUUAUUCAUUGACUCUGUUAAUAGAGUUUACACUGUUACUGCAGAAUUACACCUGACUGCAGGCCAACAGGCUGCUCUUUCUGGAAUGGUAAACGAUAGAUCAGAAGUUCAAGCAAGAAGGUUUUAUGCGCAAAGAAACAUGUAUCUCUGUGGAUUUACGUUAUUCUUGACUUUGAUUUUGUCCCGUACCUAUUCAUUAGUUGCUGAAUUAAUCAUCACUAAGGAUAAGUUGGACUUGGUCAAGGGUAACUCAGACUUGAAGACUGGAGCCAAGGGAGGUGAUUCUGCGGAGAUUGCUGAAUUGAAGAAGGAAUUGGCCAAGAAGGAUGAAGAUUUGGAAAUCUUGAAGGAACAGGCAUCUGGCUUAUCCAGCGAUUACGAAGCUAUCUCUAACACUGCCAAGCCAAGAUUUUAA
Dujonia railenensis is the source of this 594-nucleotide messenger RNA. NCBI's taxonomy places the organism in Eukaryota, Fungi, Ascomycota, Pichiomycetes, Serinales, Debaryomycetaceae. The record is from the annotation of a GenBank genome assembly.